Molecule: messenger RNA, 3733 nt
Organism: Juglans regia (Persian walnut)
Lineage: Eukaryota; Viridiplantae; Streptophyta; Magnoliopsida; Fagales; Juglandaceae
Product: TMV resistance protein N-like
Exons: 6
Coding region: 3-2774 (923 amino acids)
Biological process (GO): defense response; signal transduction
Molecular function (GO): ADP binding
Source: RefSeq, a predicted model, not a curated record
CCAUGGCCUUUCAAUCAGAAGCAGCUUCUUCCUCUUAUUCUUCUAUCGAUACAUGGACUCAUGAUAUAUUUUUGAGUUUUAGAGGUAAAGAUGUUCGUCGCAAAUUUAUUUCUCAUCUAUACCAUGCUUUAGAUCAAAGUGGAAUCAAGACUUACAUGGAUUACUUCGACCUUGAAAGAGGAGAGCAAAUUUCAUCGGAACUUUUCAAAGCUAUUGAAAAGUCAAGGAUUUCAAUCAUUAUACUCUCUAAAAACUUUGCAGAAUCCAAAUGGUGUUUAAAUGAGCUACUGAAAAUUCUCGAGUGCAAGAAAAUAAUCAAACAAAUUGUUUUACCGAUAUUUUAUGAGGUAAAACCAGCGGAAGUUCGAGAUAAAAAAGGAAUCUUUGGAGAAGCAUUCACUAAACUUGGAAAGAAAAUCAAGGAUGACAUAAAGCUGCUGCAGUACUGGAAUGAAGCUUUAGAAGAAGUAGCCAAAUUGUCUGGGUUGGAAUAUUUAGCGAUCAGGGAUGAAUCAGAAUUUAUCCAAAAAAUUAUUCGGUGGGUGGACUCAAAAAUAGUAAACCAAACACCUUUAAGUGUUGUCAAGUAUCCAAUUGGAAUAGAAUCUCGUAUACGAGACAUUUAUCAGCAUUUAAAUAUCGGAAGGAAUGAUAUUAUACGUGUGGUGGGGAUAUUCGGAGCCGGUGGAAUUGGUAAGACAACUAUUUCAAAAGAUAUCUAUAAUAGGAUUUCUUCCCAAUUUCAAGGAAGUUGUUUUUUGAAAAAUGUUAGAGAAACUUCAAAACAAGCAGGGGGUGUAAUUCAGCUGCAAAAUACACUUCUUUCCGAGAUCUUAGGAAAAAAAUUCGAUAUUAAUGAUGUUGAUAAAGGAGUCAAUGUGAUUUGGGAUAGACUUCGCACCAAAAGGAUUCUACUAAUUCUUGAUGAUGUGGAUGAGUUGGUCCAACUAGAAAAAUUAGCUGGAGAUCGUGCUUGGUUUGGUUCAGGAAGUAGAAUCAUCAUAACAACAAGAGAUCAGCAAUUAUUAAAAAUCUUUGAAGUUGAUUCAAAAUACAAGCUGAAGAUUUUGGAUGACAAUGAAGCUCUUCGGCUCUUUAGCUUGCAUGCUUUCAAGACAGACGAACCACUUGAUGAUUACGGGGAACUCUCUAAACAAGUAAUAAAAUAUGCCCAGGGUCUUCCACUAGCUUUAACAGUGCUAGGAUCGGAUCUAAAAGGCCAAAGUAUACAUCAAUGGAAAAGUGCAUUGGAUAAGUAUAAAAACAUUCCCAACAAAAAUAUUCAGAGAGUUCUUCAAAUAAGUUAUGAUGGUUUGGAAGAUAGUGAGAAAGACAUGUUCCUUGAUAUGGCAUUUUUCUUCAAAGAAGAACCUUUGGCUAAUGUCAUGAAAAUAUUUGAUAGUUGUGGUUUUUCUCCGGUUCAUGGUAUCAAGAGGCUUAUAGACAAGUGUCUUAUUGCUAUUGAUGAGCAGAAUAAAUAUUUUUCAAUGCAUGACUUGCUACAAGAUAUGGGUCGAGAAAUUGUUCGUCUAGAAUCACCCAGAGAACCUGGUGAAGGCAGUAGAUUGUUUUUUCACGAAGAUGUUCGUCAUGUGUUGGAAGAAAGCACGGGCACAAAUAAAGUUGCAGGCAUGAUAAUAGAAAUGCCCAAAGGCGAGGAUGUGAUAAGGUUGAGUCCCGAAGCAUUUGUACGGAUGAAAAGACUUAGAGUAUUUAUCAAUCGUAAUGCAAGUUUUUCGAGUGGACCUAAUUAUCUCUCCAACGAGUUAAGAAUGUUUGAUUGGUUUGAAUAUCCGCUACAAUCUUUACCAUCCAAUUUUUAUGGAAAUAAACUCAUUAUCUUUAGAAUGCGUGGUAGCUUCAUCAGGGAGUUAAACUUCAUCAAGUUUAAGAAUUUGACAACUAUGGCUUUCGAUGAUUGUAAUUUUUUAACAAAAGUUCCUGAUCUUUCAAGCAUCCUAAAUUUGAAGGAUAUGAUUACCAGAAGGUGUACAAGUUUAGUUGAGGUGCAUGAUUCCGUCGGAUCCCUGGAUAAUCUCUCUCAUUUGAGCUUUUUCGGUUGCUCUAGCCUCAGAAUUUUUCCAAGAGUCCUCAAGUUGAGAUCUUUAUGCCAGCUUGAUCUUAGUUGUUGCUCAAGCCUUCGUGACUUUUCUGAAAUUGGGUGUGAAAUGAAAUCUUUAAGUAGAUUAUAUCUAGUCCACACCGCAGUUGAAGAACUUCCUUUAUCCAUUCGGAACCUCACUGGACUUGAAGUUUUGUAUCUGCACUGCUGCAAAAACCUUGCGCGUCUUCCAAUUAACAGCAUUCUUCAGUUGCAACAUUUAAGCGAGCUUGGGAUUGGUGGUUGUACAAAUCUGGUAAAGAAGAUGGGGGAUGAUGGACAAUCGAUUCUGGCUAUUGAGUCUCCAAUAAUGGAAGACGAGAUUUUAUCAAGUGAAGAACAACUCCAGGAAUUGGCACCUCCAACGAAUUCAAGCAAUGGGAAUAGUGCAUUACAAAUGCUGGAUCAUAAUAAUUGUUUCCAAUUAGAAUCAAAUUUCUUUCCAAUAUCAAGUCUCUUUACCAUGUUUAAUUCCUCGGCCACUUUGAAUUCGUUAUUUCUAUCCGAAAGUGAAAUUGUUAGCCUUCCCACCAGCAUCAAAGGAUUUGUCGCACUCAGUCACCUAGACUUGCGGGAUUGUGAGAAACUUGAAGAAAUCUUAGAACUUCCACCAAAUAUAACAUCUGUAUAUGCUACGGGAUGCAAGUCGUUAGAAAGAUUUGGAGAAGUAUAAAAAAUAUUGCAAUUCAAUGGAAGUCACAUCAGAUCGCUAGAAAUAAUUCUCUUGGAGGGCUGUGACAAAAUGCACGAGAAGAUUUGGAAUUAUAAAGUGCCAAAUCCCUUACUAUGGAAGGGACAUUAUGAUGCCAAUGUGUUACCGGAAAAUCAGAUUCCAGAGUGGUUUCGAUAUCAGAAAGGAUUUCUAGAAAAUGAAAUUGUUAAGAGGGGGGAUGGUGUUGCCCAACUAAGAGGAAAUGAAGAAUUGGUAAUGAAUAUUGAGGGGCCACACUAUUUGGAGGAUAUAAGUGGAAUUGUAGUCUAUGCCCUUAUGUUUUAUAAAAAAGGUCGUGGUAUCAUGGAUUUGUUUGAUGAUGCUAAGAUAACCAGUAACAGUUCAGAUCAUGUAUGCAAUACCAAUCUUAAUAAAGCCGUAUCAUUAUUUAAUUGUGAUCUGAAUAAAGUUGGAGGCGGAUAUAUAGUAAGGGUUGGGUACUCCGAUUUAGAAUCAUUUGGGGUAAAUGUUUUGGACAAUUUGAGAGUUCAAAUUCUUUCCACUUAUCGGGAUUAUUUUCCGGCACCAAUUUACAGAGCUUGCGGAGCCAAUGUUGUAUACAAGCAUGAAAGCAGAGCACACAAAAAAAGAAAAAAUGGAUUGAAUUGAUGAUCCUUUUGUGUAUCUUUUACGAAUCUCUUGCCAACGUCCUUCAGUUACCUUGAAUUUUCAGGGGCAUCGAACUUCCAGAUCAGGUGGAGAAGGACGAUGAUGAUUCAAAGGUAGAUUUGGAGUUCGGGCUUCAACUUGGUAUCAAGCAUGGAUUUCGAGCAUUAAUUAGCUUGUGUUAAGCAGAAGAAUAUGUAAGAAUGAAGAAGUGUUUGAGAAUAUGCUCAGGACAGAGUCUGGUAUUGCUUUCAUUGUAUAUUUCUUCUUCAAUUACAGUAGAGUAUUUAUAGCAGACUACAAGUAACAACUUU